AUGCAUCAACACCCUCGACCGCCGCCUCCCACAGCCUCCCCCGCAACCUCUGAGCAAACAAACCCCAGCCGUACAAAUAACCCGAGAGAUCGAGACGUCCACGCUCUCCGAACAAACUCUCCUCUCACCCAAGGCUCCAAUUCCUCCGAGGACUUUGCCUCUGCCCGUCAAGAUCAACCGGCGGACAACCCCGGCGUCCAAAUGCAGAGGCUUAACCAGGUCAUCCAGAACUUCCACACCAAGUCCGCCUUAAUCAUCCUCCAGUCUCGAGUCGAACUGGCCCCGGCAUACUCGCAGAAGACGAACGACAAGAGAGUGAACCGGUGGUUCAACAUAGACAUUGAAGAGACGGAUGAGUACAAAGACGAUAUCAAGAGGUGGAAGACCUGUGAUGUCGAGUACAACAGACCUCCUCCGUUGGUCAUCGAGGUAUUCCUGAGCACCGAGUCCUUGCAGCAAGGACAGCGGUUGGUCAUCGUGGACGAAGAUGGCAAGCGGUGGGAUGUCAUGAAUACCUUGAUGUCUGCCCGCAGUGCUUCGCGCGGAAGUCUGCGCCGAAUGGGGGACAUUGACGAAGUCAUCCUCGAGCGGUGGACCAUUGAACUCGGCGAACCGAAGGCUCCCAUCCCUGCCGACCUCGCCAUGGUCCUGCCGCUGGUCUACAAAAAGAGCAUCGUUUUCUUCCGAUCCCUCUACACCUAUAGCAAUUUCCUUCCAGCUUGGAAAUUGUCGAGGAAAAUUGGCAAGGGUCGCUCCCACAUGGCCUUGAAACUGGGUUAUAGGUUGGUGGACGGCUCUCAAAUGCGGAGUUUGUCCCGCUCCGACAAUCUAGGCACGCGACUUUUCGACAGCAACUCAGGCGUCUUGUUAUCGUACGAUUUCGGCGUGACCGAUUCACCUGCUGGACCCUUUUCCGUCAAGGUCGAUUACCGCCAGAACUGUGACUUCCGGAUAGACGACUCGGAGGAGCUGUUGAGCUCGCGGUUCUUGGGCGCAGAUGACGAGCUAUUCCGGCCGUCACUACCGAGUGAGAAGGCGCCGCGGACAGAGAUCGGAUCCUUACCUGCAGACAGACGACAGAGACUACUGGAACAGGCAGAGCUGGGUCACGCAUAUGGAAGCCUGACAAGUUUCCACCAGGCGGGUAUCGCUACAGGGACCGACCCUAUCUCUGCUUUACGAAACGCUCAAGAUUUCAAUGCGAGCUCUCCUCCAACUCCGGAACCGGCCAGGCCAGCGGUGCCCUCCCCUGCAGCAGGCCAAAACUCGCGAAACUCUCUCAGAGCUGCAGCAGCCGGCCGACGAAGUUCAACUUCAUUCUCCGUCCAACCGUUCAAGACACCUACUUUGUCAGCAUCUCCUCUUGGCGCCUCUCCUAUGGCCAGUUCGCCAAGAACUUAUUCUGCUCGACUUCCUGUGCUAGGCUCGUUGACGGAAGAGGGCAUUUCUCCCUCCGCAGCGGCUCCUCUCACUCUGGCCGGCCGACGAGCUGGUUCUCUUGCCUCGGACAAUGCUAUCGCCUCCUCAACCUCGAGUUCUCCCAAACCCGCGCCAGUCACGAGAUAUAGCAGCAGUUUCAGCCACAGGCGUGCGCGGCUUUCUUCAGGAGGUACGACCAUACGAACAGACGAAGACCAGACAAGCAGUGGAAAAGCAAGCGCCACCUCUUCCGCACAACCUGAUGACGACGGUGAGAAUAUCUCCACUUUCCUGAAGAUGCUGGAACAGCAAAGGGACCUCCUAACUCCAACCACUCCCACUGCUGCCGAAGCAAGUACCAGGAGAACCGCUGCGGCAUUGAAUCGAUAUCACAGAAUGCGAGAUUCCAACACUGCGUUGUCGGAUUCCAUGUCUUCAUCACUAAUGAUGCAUAGAUCGUACGCUUCGUCCAGUCGACAAAUAUCCGGGGUACCUCCGAUGGUAGCGGGAACUUCUAUCUCGACCUCUUCUUCUCCUGGCAAACCAAUUUCACCUCAUACGCCGCACACCCCCUUUGCUCCGUCCCGACUGAGUGCUGCUUACAGUCACGAUGAUGCCGACGAGCCCCAUCGUUUGGCCCCCGAGGAGCCACCUUCACCCUCUGAGGCUGCGACAGAGGAGACUGCACACGCUCAGUCAACCUCCAAUGUACCUGCCAUCGAUAUUCCCAGCUCUCCCAGACCAUUUCCGUCGUACCAGCGGUCAAGUUCUGCUCAGCGCAGACCGUUGAGCUCCGACGAAGACAUUGGUGAUCUCUAUGGGAUGCGAAGUGCCAGCAUGGGAGCUGAUCGUCGGGGACAUCGCCGGGAGUCCGCUCAGGAUCUCGCGGAUGGAGCUGCCGGCGAGGGCCAGGGGCCAAACCGACCAACGCCCAUCGGGUCACCUCGACGAUUGUCCCAAGUUCAUCGUCAUUCUGGCCUUGCAACGGCCCUCACGAACGAUGACGGCGCCUCUGAUUCUGCCUCGGGACGAUCCUCCGCCAACAUUUUCCGUAACCAAGUUAGCAGCAGAAAUGGUAUCGGCCGACGAGUCACGCCUCCUCAAGGGUCGACGGCAAGCACGGGUGGAAGACGAGCCAGCAUUGAUCCCGGAGGCAGCAGUGGCAGCGCACCGUGGCGAGGUAGAAGUAGUGGGAGUCGGCCAGAAAACCGCUUCGACGAUGACGACCUUUUACCUUUUGCCAUGGAAAGGAGCGAUUUCAAUACGGCUGGGAGAGCUGAUGGUGUCAAUGGAGGAUAG
Messenger RNA from Fonsecaea erecta, 2718 nucleotides. RefSeq lists its product as hypothetical. The record is from RefSeq and is a predicted model, not a curated record. The coding region runs from base 1 to 2718 and encodes 905 amino acids. Gene Ontology annotation, biological process: mitophagy; piecemeal microautophagy of the nucleus; autophagosome assembly. The transcript has 2 exons. Gene Ontology annotation, cellular component: Atg1/ULK1 kinase complex; extrinsic component of membrane; cytosol. Lineage: Eukaryota; Fungi; Ascomycota; Eurotiomycetes; Chaetothyriales; Herpotrichiellaceae.